Aspergillus chevalieri is the source of this 648-nucleotide messenger RNA. Its product is annotated as MARVEL domain-containing protein. Gene Ontology annotation, cellular component: membrane. The record is from RefSeq and is a predicted model, not a curated record. The transcript has 3 exons. Lineage: Eukaryota; Fungi; Ascomycota; Eurotiomycetes; Eurotiales; Aspergillaceae. The coding region runs from base 1 to 648 and encodes 215 amino acids.
AUGCCUGUGAUUUCGCGUAUUGUGUCGGCCGUGCUCCGCGUGGCUGAGAUUUUCUUCGGUGCUAUCGUUGCCGGUAUCAUCGGCCAUUACCUCGACAAGCUCGACAACAUUGAUCCCUGGCCCCAGGCGAGAUGGAUCUACACCGAGGUCGUCGCCGGUGUAUCGAUACUGCUGGCUCUACUUUGGUUAAUUCCUUGCUCGUUCGGCUUCUUCUUGUUCCCAAUUGAUAUUAUCCUCUCUCUCGCCUGGUUUGCUGCUUUCGGUAUCCUUGUCGACGCCAUUCACAAGCUCAACUGCGGAAGCAUCUGGCACUGGGGUGGCUUUUUGAGCGGUGACACUUGUGGUCGCUGGAAGGCUGCUGAGGCUUUCGCUUUUAUCUCCGCCUUUGUCUGGCUCGUAUCUGGCAUCGUGGUGCGUAUUCCCCGGGAUAUUAUUGGUAUAAACUUCAGGAAAUUGACGAUGAACAGGGCAUCUGGUUCACUUUCCGCAAGGACAGCUCCACCGGUCGUCGCCGCUGGAACCGCUCUGCUGUCUAAAUGCAGUACCGUGUCUGUAAUCGUGGAUUUCGGUUCUGUGUUCAGUCAGCGCGCAUCGACGUAUAAACACCGAACAUACCCAACAAUGGCGCAACGGUCCUAUUGGACCUAG